AUUUAGGUAACACGUGUUUGGAUAUAGUGCCCGUUACGGAAAUUUGUUUUCUUCAUUUUGCAUGCUGCAAUCUGCGGCAAAAGCUUCAAUCAGCUAAUAAAAAUGCAGAUAUUGUCGUUUUCACGGGUAAUUUUGACGAAUUGCCUUUCGGUUUUCACUUUUCACACAGAAAGCUCAAGUGAUUCUCAGCCUCUGAUUUGGUCCGUUAUAAAUUUAUCAUCAUGACGUUUGCCAAAUUGCUACUCCAUUUGACAUUGAAUCAUUGAAUCCUUCUUCUCACCCAUACUCUGUCGCCUUCUCGCCUGAAAACCUUACUAAUUAAACCAUGUCUUCCGGCGCCGGCGGCCGUAGAAAUGGUGUCCACGUGCUUAUGUUCCCGUUCCCAGCUCAAGGUCACAUCCUUCCAAUGCUAGAUUUCACUCACCAGCUCGCAAUCCGAGGCCUAACCAUCACAAUCUUAGUCACUCCCAAAAACGCCCCCGUUUUAGACCCUCUUCUCUCAUCUCAUCCCUCAAUUCAAACCUUAAUCUUCCCAUUUCCCGACCAUCCUUCCGUCCCGCCCGGGGUUGAAAACGUUAAGGACAUCGGGAAUCAGGGGAAUGGUCCUAUAAUCUCUGCUCUCAGCAAAUUACACGACCCAAUUCUUCAGUGGUUUAAUUCCCACUCCAAUCCUCCGGCAGCCCUCAUCUCCGAUUUCUUUCUGGGCUGGACUCACGAUUUAGCCCACCAGAUCGGGAUUCCCAGAGUUGUUUUCUACUCCUCCGGUGCGUUUUCCACUGCGGUUAUGCAGAAUCUGUGGGUUAAUUUCGAUUCAAUUACAGUCCCCACCAGCGUGGUGGAUUUUCCGGAUUUGCCUAGAUCUCCGAGCUUUAUCUGGGAACAUCUUCCGUCGGUUUUCCGGCGGAGCAAGGAGAAUUUUUCCGGUACCAAUCCGGAUUCUGUGGUGGUCCGGAAUGGCAUGGUUGCAAAUACUUCGAGUUGGGGUGCCGUUUUUAAUACGUUCGAGGAUUUGGAGAGCGAGUAUUUGUGCUGGUGGAGGAAGAAGAUGGGCUUUGUUUUUGCAGUUGGGCCGUUGAAUUUAAUCGGCGUUCCCGACAGUAUGGGACGAGGAAAUCUGAACUCCAGAUCCAUCGAUGGUGGGGUAUUACAAUGGCUGGAUGGAUGUCCCGAUGGAUCCGUCCUUUAUGUGUGUUUUGGGAGUCAGAAGGUACUGAAGAAGGCGCAAAUGGAAGCUUUGGCUAUUGGGCUGGAAAAUAGCGGUGUUCGUUUCAUUUGGGUUAAUAAGCCGGUUACGGCCCAACAACUCAUUGACGGGUAUGGAUCCGUCCCGGACGGUUUUGAGGAUCGGGUUAGUGGAAGAGGCGUAGUUGUGAAUGGUUGGGCGCCUCAGGUGCCGAUACUGAAUCAUAAAGCCGUUGGCGGGUUUUUAAGUCAUUUUGGGAUGAACUCGAUGUUGGAAGCGAUAGUGGCCGGAGUCGUGAUCUUGGGCUGGCCCAUGGAAGCCGACCAGUUCAUAGACGAGAGAUUGUUAGUGGACCAUAUUGGAGCAGCAGUUCGGGUCUGUCAGGGUCUGGAUACCGUGCCGGACCCGGAUGCAUUGGCUCAGAUGAUUAACCUGGCCAUGAGGAAGGAUACGGUGGAGAGGGAAAGGGCCAAGAAGUUGAGGAAUAAGGCCUUGGGAGCUGUUCAAAUUGGUGGUAGUUCCAUCAAGGAUUUGGAUGGGUUUGUGAGUGAGCUGGCCCAAUUGAAUUGAGAAAAGAGUAUUGGUAGUAGUAUGCAAUAAAAGUAUUAAUCAAAGUUUUAUACUACAUAUUACUUCAUCCGCUUUUUAUUAUAACACAUUUUGAUUUGUCAUAAAUUUCACUUAAUAUAUUUUUUCAUUCAUUGUGUUAAUUAUUAGAAAAUAUUUUAAAAUUUUUUUUUUUCAAUUAGUAAAAAUGUAUAAAGUGAAACAUAUGAUAAAUCAUAAUGUCUUAUAAUAAGGAUCGGAGGAAGUACUAUAGUACGUCGAGUUCUGUCAACUACAAGUUUAUUGACUACACUGAGAAAGGAAAAGGUCCAAAUGUGCCAUUUCAUAAAUUCAUUUAUAUUGUAUUCUUUCCGGUCUUUAUUAUAAGCUAUUUUGAUCAUUUGUGUUAAAUUUCUUCUCAAGACAUUUUGAUUUAUCUUAAAUUUUACCUAAUAUGUUUUCUUAAUUGAAAAAAAACCUUUAAAAUAUAUUUUCACAUU
Oldenlandia corymbosa var. corymbosa is the source of this 2229-nucleotide messenger RNA. NCBI's taxonomy places the organism in Eukaryota, Viridiplantae, Streptophyta, Magnoliopsida, Gentianales, Rubiaceae. The record is from the annotation of a GenBank genome assembly.